AUGGACCCUCCGAAACCAUUCCCAAUCCUCCGUCUACCAUUUGUUUCAAUUCAAGAAGUAUUCAAAGCAAUGGAUACAUUCGAAAUAAUCAACUUCUCAAUGGUUUCCAAACGGACAAAAGGAAUAGCAAAGCAUAUGACCUUCUAUUCGAAAUACUCAAUUCAAUUUAGCAUUGGUCAAGAACUUGAAGUCAUGGUUAUGGGGCCUAAAUAUAUGACACAAUGCUUUUACUUAUUCACAACAAAUCAAGAAAUGAAUGGAAAAGUCGUGGACAAUAAUUUUGAAGGUUGGAAUGAGAUAUUAGUAUGGAAAUACUCGGAUAAUCCAAUAGAGGAAUGGAAACAGUUGUGUAUAUAUGUAUUGGAAAUAUUCAAAAAACAGACAAUCGUCCUUUUUUCAAUAAUUUUGGAUACAUAUGUAGAGCAAAACGUUUCGAUUAUUGAUUUUUUGAUGACUAAUGUGAAAUCAGUGGAAAAAUGUCAUCUGUUUCAUGCGGAAGAAAGGAAUGAUGUAGAUGAACACGCCGCAUAUGUCCUAGAGAAUAUCAAAAUUACUUUUGAGUUAUUGCUCUGCUUACACAUUAAAAUCGAUGAUUUCAUUUCGAAAAUUCCAAAAGAUUUGAAGAAAUUAACUAUCCUCGAGUCGAAAUCGGUUGGAUAUGAGAGACUUUUGGAAAUCGAUUGUAAAAGUGUGGUCCUAAAAGAUGAUCAAAUCACGAAUGAACAAUGGAAUUCAUUCUUCAAGAAAUGGAUAGCAAUGGAAACAAAUCAGAAUCUGGAAUACUUGGAACUAAAAUACAGAGAAUUGGGGACAUUCAGGGACCAUGUGUUGGAUGAUAUACCGCAUGAAGAGGUGGAUGAAGGAGUCAAACGAGUCUUGAAAACCAGUAGAAAUGCGACUCAAGAGAUAAACGGAGGCAUUGACAUUCGACGUAUCGAUGGAAAAACUGCCACAUUCUUCGUGUACCGUGUAUUUUCAACGGAUCGUUUUGCGAUGAGUAUUCACUGA
Molecule: messenger RNA, 1008 nt
Organism: Caenorhabditis remanei
Lineage: Eukaryota; Metazoa; Nematoda; Chromadorea; Rhabditida; Rhabditidae
Exons: 3
Coding region: 1-1008 (335 amino acids)
Biological process (GO): embryo development
Molecular function (GO): protein binding
Source: RefSeq, a predicted model, not a curated record